AUGGAAGAAGAGAGUGAUGGCCCUUUUAAUGUUUGGCAAAUGUUUAAUGCUCCAAUAAAUGUAUUGUUUCAAAACCUGGAGCAUGCAGAAGAUGGAUUAGUUACAUUGUUGACUUCCAUUUUAAAGUUAUCAGGAGACUUUUCUGAAGUGUUGGUUCCUCGUCCAGGAGGUUUUAAGUGUCCAGAAUCAUACUAUUGCGCUUUUAACACAUGGCUUAUUGGAAGACUAUUUUAUAUAAGCUCAGUGAAAGCACUCCACAGGAUACAUGAAACCAGCAAAGAUGCGCAACUAAAAAUUUUAAAUAUUUUGUGCAUUAAUGGAGCUUCGUUUUACAAAAAAGUCCACUCAGAAUAUUAUACAAUUUUAACUAAUCUUUUACAAUUUUACUGUGAUUAUGCAAAAAAUAAUGAAAUAGAGUUAAAAUUACAGAAUUUUACUCCAGAACAAGUUCAAAUACCAAAUGCUAAUAUUAAAUUGGAACCAAUAUAUGUAAAAGUUAAUGAUCUUGCUACAUGCAAAACUUUGAUAAGCAUAAAUUUAAGAUUAUUGGCUGAAAGUAUCCCACCCAGUCUUCUUUGUAAUAAGACGGGCCAUGAAAAUGGUCUUUUUGAUAAAAUAUUAAAUGCAAUAGAAAAUUUUAGUACAGAUAUGAAAUUAGUAGGAUUAAAAUUCUUCAAUAAUUUGAUUAUGAAUAUCCGAAGAGUACCUGUAAGUGAGUUCCAAGAAAUGUUUCCAAAUAUUUAUAAUAAUCUACUUCUUAUCAUGAAAGCUUUGAUACAAACAUUGAAUGUACUGCAUGAUAAAGGUGAAAUUGAUAAUAUGAUGCUGAUUGAUUUUAAUUUAUUAUAUAUAGAACUUAUUAAAAUUAUUGGAGACAGCUUGAAAAUUGAACACAAAGAGGAUUUCACAGAUAUAUGCAAUGUUGUUCUUAGCAAUACAUCCAACAGAAUCUUCAAUAAAGAUCUGAAACUGCUUUCUUUAUCAAUGAGUGGAAAAGUACAUUUAAAUAAUGAUUAUUUAAAUAUUGUGGAUAUGGAUUGUGAUGAAAUAAAUUGUCUGGCAGAUUUCUAUUGUUCUCAUAUACUUGAACAUAUUAAUACUGAAAGAAUAAAAGAUAAACCAAUUGAUUUAAAGGAAAAUAUUUAUCUGAAUAGAAUUAUAUCUGUGAUAACAUCUGUAAAAGCUUGUGAUCAACCAAAUAUUGAUAUAUUUCUUAUAAAUCAUCACUUAUCCAGAUGUCUAAGUGCCUUAUGUGUUUUAGAGAAAGUUAUUAUACAAAUUGUUUAUAAGGUAGAUACAAAUAUGAUAAGUAAACAAGAAAUUAAAUUGGUCUGGUUAACAUUAGUAAGGUUGAUAAAAGAGAAGAAAGCUGUUAUAAUAAGUAAUGAAACAAGUAUAAAAUUGAUAAUGAAUAUCAUUGUGAGUACAGUAAGCUUGCAAACAAACUUGAUAGCAGAUGAUGUCAACAUAGUACUUCAACUCAUAUGCUUCCAAGAAUCUCAUGUGUUCACAGAAUCGAACUUUUCAUUCACUAAUAAUAUUAAGUUGAAUAUCUUAAAAUAUCUGCUAGUGAAUAAACUCAUUAUUACGAAGAACCCUGCAUAUGAGAAAUGGAAUAAAAUUAUAACAUUCCUGUACAGUUCAUUGAUGAGAAAUAAGGAUUCAUUUCAAUCUAAACAGAUUAUUGAAAUGUGUCCUCUGUUUUUGGUAAACAAAAUUUUAUCUGCAAGCAAAAUUAUUGGAGAGAUUUUAAUGCCCGCCUUCAUGUCCAAAGAAACCAGUUAUCAGAUUGAAGUGUUAAGAAUAUUACCAUCAGUUGUCUGUAUUUCAUUAGGAAGUUAUGAUAUUGUUAAAACUUUUGGUGCAGACUAUUGGAAUUUAGUACAGAGGCUUUGCAAUCAUUACUAUAUAUUUGACCAUGGAGUUUCAACAGAUAUAAUACAAGAAAAAUAUUUAGAUGAUGUCUUAAAAACUUUUAAACCUUUCAUUGAUGUUCAGAAUAACAAAGACCAGGAUUGGAUAACAAAUCGUGAUAUGAUAAUGAAUUUAUGUGUGAAUCUUCUUGUUAAAUCAACAUUAAGAAGUCUAGAAAAUAAUGAUUACAAUCACCAAACUCAGACUUUAGACUGGAUUAAGAGUCUAGGUCUAUGUAGUAAUGAAAAGUUAAUCCUGCCAAUAACAAAAUUAUUAGUCUACUUCAUAAUGCAACCACAGUGUUCUUUAGCACCAAAGGCUAUCGUUUAUUUAAGAGAGGUUUGCGAAUAUCAAGAUCUGACUCCAAAUCAAGUAUAUCACAGAUAUAAGAAGGAUUAUUGCAAGUUGUUUGUGGAGUGCAGCCUUUAUAAUGGAAAAGAUUUUGCUAUUUUCCUUCUAAAAGUCGUUAGAGCAUUCGGAUUUGUUGGAUACAGGGAUUUUAUAUCCAAAGAUAUCCAUCAUUUUCUGCCUUAUCUCAUACCAUACUCGGUGACUGUAAAGGAAGUUCCAUCUAUGAUAGAAGAGAUUGCUGUUCUGGUGCAAUGCUCGGUCUCAGAUUUUCUUAUUGAGAGAUUUCCUCACAUAUAUGUUCAUGUCUAUCUAACAGAAUCAAAGGAAACAUCAAAAAAAUGCUUUGAUAUCAUUGAGAGAUUGACUAAAACGUCCACUCUGAAUCUAAUAAAGAAACAUUUUAGGGUGAUUUUGACGGAGUUUCUUUUACAAUACUGCUGUAAUCCAAGAAAAGUUUUGGAAGCUUGUAAAUACUUGGCCUAUCACGACCCAGACGUUUCUUCAUCUCAAGGCAAUAUUCUUAAGAGUUCAGCACAAGUAGCAGACUUUCUUAAUCCGAAAUUUUUAGGUGUCUUAGCUUACUUUGACCAUAAGCUCGUGAACGCCAAAGUGGCUCUAUCAGUUAAACGUAAAGCGUUAAAAAGUUUUUCUGACAUAAUACAAUUAAUGGGUAUUAGAUAUUUAACGCCGUUAAGGUUCAAAAUUUUGGCCACCUUGAGAUCAGCUUUGCCUUUAGCAAAGGAAUUUCCCAUUAUUCUUGCAGAGGCAUGGUCUGCCUUCAUCCACAAUAUUGACAGCAGUUCUUUGGGACCCCUAUUGUCCAAUCUUGCUGCUCCACUUUUGCAUCAGAUCGAAUACGCGCCAAAUGAAAUAAAUAGUAUAUUCCAAUACAUGAUUUUGAAAAAUGAAAAUCUUCUUAGCUCACAUAUAUCAAACUUGUUCUUUUUGGAAGAUUCGAAUGUAUCGGAUAACGUGAAAAUGGUGAUUAAGAGACAUGUUAAAAGAUCACAGCCGGAGAGUUUUCAGGAUAAAAUAAAAUGGUACUUGCAGCAUUUGAAUCACGACAUACCUAUUAUUAAGGCAAACGUCUUCUGUCAUAUGGAGAAACUAUUGAAGAGUAAUAGGAGUGAAAUACAUAGAUCUAUAUUCGGUGGAAGAGCGAUUGAGGCGGUCAUUGUUGAACUCAUUGAUUCUUUACUGAUCGGUUGCAAGGACAUUAACCCUCAAGUGUCCUUGGCGAGUGGUUCCUGUUUAGGUCAACUGGGUGCCAUAGAAGCCGGUCAUCUCCCGCGCCAGUACGUCCAACCUGAUAGAUCUCCAUUCGCCUUCUUCAUUAACGACGAUUGCUUUGCCGCUACGGCUCUCACUGAACUGGCUAGAGCUUUUCAAUACGAAAAGGAUACUAUGAACAUGGACUGCUACGCUUUAACUAUACAGGAGAUAUUGAAAAUUUAUGGCAUAUCCCCAAAUGGCUCUAAGAAGGAAGUGUGGGAUAGUUUCUCAGAAAACAUGCAUCAGUUAAUGUCACCACUGCUGAGUUCUAGGUACACAUUGGCUUAUCCAUCGCAGCCAAAGAAAGUUCAUCCUUUAUUCGGAUCGAUGCACGCUACUACGUUUUUGGAAUGGGCACAUAAUUGGUCGGGACAGCUGAUUGAUCUGAUAGAAUCCAACGAUAUAAAGGAUCUUCUCCGUACAGUUCAUCCCAGUAUGCGGCGUGACGUUCGAACACUAUUCCUCUUCCUUCCAUAUGUUUUGUUACACGCUAUAAUGUCUAAAACUAACAUACGGUACAUACAAGAGGAGAUAUUGGCCGUUAUAGGAGGUCAAAAUUCUAAGAAUGACUGCAGUAUCUCUGCAGAGAGAUCGAAGUAUAAAAUAUUAAAACACAUCAAAAUGACGCCAAACAUAAAUCCUGUUCAUACAGAAGAAGGGAAUCAAACGAAAUGCAGCAAAACUAUAUACACUUUAUUCGACUUUUUGAAUCGCUGGCUCCUUGAAUGGACUAAUGUCAAACAGAAACCGUUAGAAAAUGAAAACUACAAAGCAAUAAAGAAAUUUAUGGAUUCGUUUGACAAAUUGGCCAUUGCAAGAGGGAAUUACGCAUGUGGAGAAUUGGAACGUGCCUUGCAAUAUCUAGAAAUGUAUAUGGACGAAGAUAAAGACAGAAUACAGGAACAGUUACCCUUUCUGGCUGAAAUAUACGCGCUGUUGGACGAACCGGAUUCCGUGUCUGGAAUCCUCUCUAUCCAGCGCGCUGAGCCGUCGUUGCAGGAGUUGAUCCUCGUGCAGGUAGUGACCGGCCGCUUGCAAGACGCCGCUCUGUGUUACGAACGUCUGGCUCAUAGACACCUCGACGAACACAGUCUGCAGGGCAUGACUGAUUGUUACCUCGCCCUGGACCAGCCCUUCACAGCUCUCCGUCUGCUGAGCGAGCGUCAGCACGAGCCGCCCGUCGAGCUGUGCGCCGAGCCGCUCUGGAGGUUGGGGCGGUUUGAACAGCUGGAACAACUCACUGAUACACCUGUACCUCCAUCCCGUGAAAACUGGGGCCUGCUUAUGGGUAGAAUUCUUCUGGCGUACCGAAAACAAGAUGAAGAUUUAUUCAAAGUGACGUGUGAUAACGCAAUAAAUAGAUUGCUCCUACAGAUGGACGGAGAGAGUCAGGGUGAAAACGCUCUUAGAGGUGGAUAUCAAAGCGUUCUUGGUUUGCAUAUCGUGAAAGAAGUGCAACAUGCGCAGGAGCUAUUACGGAGUUUGAAGAAUUUACAAGACGGAAAUGAACAGAGCACUGAAAUGAUAAACACACUUCUUAGUGAAUGGCGUUUGAGGCUAGCCGUAGUACAGUCCGACGUGAGAACUAUUGAACCGUUGUUACGACUAAGAAGGAUAUUGCUGCAGCAAACACAGGAGCUGUUAGAACCAACGCACGCCGCAACGGCUAACAAGUUGAAGGCGUGCAUCGGAAAUUUGUGGCUGCAAAGCGCAAAACAUGCUAGAAAAGCCGGUAUUUUUCAACAGUCCUACAUGUACAUCCUCAACGCUGAAGAGUAUAAACCGCCGGAGUUGUUUAUAGAAAAGGCCAAGAUGUACUGGUCACGUGGACAACACGAGUCAGCCUUCACUACACUGAAGAGAGGACUCGAGGAGGCGUUCCCCUCCACUGACACGCUCACACCGGAACAGAGGAAAACAUGCGCCAAAGCAAAACUGUUGAUAGCCAAGUACAACGAUGAAACAAGCAGCGUAGACGUUAACGUUAACAUAAAUUACUACAAGGAAUCUGUUGACGCCUUUAAACAUUGGGAGAAGAGUCUGGUGUGUUUGGGCGCGUAUUACGAGAAAGUGAGCUCUAUCGACACUAACACUAAUAUGAUGUGGUCCCGCCGGCUAUACGCUCUCAAUAGUUACGGGAAGUCGCUACAGUAUGGACAUAAGUACUUGUACCAGAGUAUGCCGAGGAUGUUGUCAAUAUGGUUGGAUGUGGAAGUUUCGUCGGCAGAUCCAAAUUCUCACGCGAUCGUGACCGAGAUGACGGAAGUUAUAAAAAAUUAUUCUGAAAAGUUGCCUAUUUAUUUGUAUUUUACUGCCUUCUCACAAAUAAUAUCAAGGAUAUGUCACCCAAAAAUAGAGGUGUAUAAUCAGCUAAAGGCGAUUAUAGUGAAACUGUUAGCGGCUUACCCACAACAGUCUCUAUGGAUGAUGCUGUGUGUGCUCAAAUCCAGUUACCCUGCGCGCGUGGCUCGAUGUGAACAGGUUUUAGCUGAUGCGCGACUCAAGCCAUUGGGCAAGCUGGUGCGUGACUUCAAACAGCUUGCUGAAAAACUGAUCGAGUUAUGCAACAAGCCGAUAGCUGGGAAAGUUAUGAGUGCAACAGUAUCAAGUCUAGUUCCAACUUUGCCUCGUCUUCUCGAGUCAGAAGGCUUCAGUCACAUAAUGAUGCCGUUCCAAGAGUUCUGCAAGAUAGUACUACCGUCUAAAGCAGCGAGCGACAUGCCCUUCACUAUACCGACCGAGCCGAAGGUUUAUAUAGCGGGGAUACAAGAACAACUAACCAAGUUGCCAUCUUUGCAGCAACCCAGAAAGGUUACCUUGAUGGGUUCAGACGGAAAGAAGUACAUUAUCAUGUUAAAACCUAAAGACGACCUGCGCAAAGAUUUCCGUUUGAUGGAAUUCAAUGGCGUCGUUAAUAAAUUCCUUCAAGACGCACCUGAAACUAGGAAGAGGCGGCUUUAUAUAAGAACAUACAGCGUGCUGCCUCUUAACGAGGAAUGUGGCCUGAUAGAAUGGGUUCCCAACCUCGUUGGAUUACGACCGAUUCUCAUACAUAUAUAUAAACAGAAAGGCAUGCAAACCAGCAACAGUGAGCUCCGGAAAAUGAUGUGUUCAAGUCACGACCCGGUGGAGAAGAAGCGUGAUAUAUACGAGAGGAUGUUACUGCCGCGACAUCCGCCGGUCUUCCAGGAGUGGUUCAGGAAGACCUUCUCGGACCCGUACGGAUGGUAUCAAGCGAGGUCAGCGUAUAUAAGAACCACCGCUGUAAUGUCCAUAGUGGGUUAUAUUUUAGGUCUUGGCGACAGACACGGUGAGAACAUAUCGUUCGACUCCACUAACGGUGACACAGUACAUGUGGACUUCAACUGCCUGUUCAAUAGAGGUGAGAGUUUCGAAUGGCCCGAGCGGGUGCCCUUCAGACUUACACACAACAUGCAGGCGGCCAUGGGGCCCCUCAAACACGACGGCAUGUACAGGAAAUGCUGUGAGGCUGUGACCCGAGUGCUUCGCUCUCAGACAGAGGCUCUCAUGUCUGUUGUGGGACCGUUCGUGUAUGACCCUCUGGUCGCUUGGAACAAGAGACACGACACCGGAGAGAGAACCAACGACCAGGCGAAGUUACAUCUCAAACAUAUACUGCAGCGCUUGAGAGGGAUGGUAAAAACUAAAAAUACGGAGUUUUCAUUGUCGUUGUCACCGGAAGGUCUUGUGGAGCAUCUGAUAGCUGAGGCCACGAGUGUUCAUAAUCUGUGUCAGAUGUAUAUCGGCUGGGGAUCGUUUUUAUGA
Messenger RNA from Danaus chrysippus (African queen), 7323 nucleotides. NCBI's taxonomy places the organism in Eukaryota, Metazoa, Arthropoda, Insecta, Lepidoptera, Nymphalidae. The record is from the annotation of a GenBank genome assembly.